This is a messenger RNA of Diachasmimorpha longicaudata, 4667 nucleotides long. RefSeq names its product trafficking protein particle complex subunit 10 (gene SIDL). The record is from RefSeq and is a predicted model, not a curated record. Gene Ontology annotation, molecular function: protein binding. The transcript is spliced from 6 exons. Gene Ontology annotation, cellular component: TRAPPII protein complex. Gene Ontology annotation, biological process: intra-Golgi vesicle-mediated transport; early endosome to Golgi transport. Bases 61 to 3594 code for a protein of 1177 amino acids. NCBI's taxonomy places the organism in Eukaryota, Metazoa, Arthropoda, Insecta, Hymenoptera, Braconidae.
UAAUGGACAAAAGCUGUGAUGAUUGUGCAGGAUUUAUCAUUGAAUUUGUGAUAUUUUGAGAUGAAUUGCAAUGGGGGAACUGCGGCGUACCAUCAGGAAUGCAAAGCUAGAGGACCCGGGGAGAACAAAUCCAUCAUCACUUAUGCCGGAAACGAGGCGUUAUUCUCAACGAUAAAGAAUAAUCUCCUCCAGGCGAUACCCUUGGAGAGCGUGGAGUGGCGCAGAUCCUUUGGACGUCCCAUUAAACAAAUUAAACUCAAUGCAUCAUUCGAGCAAUUUUCACGUGAUGGGCUGCCCAACGAUAAAGACUGGCAUUUGAUAAAACAUCCGAUACUCCAUAUCUACUGGAGUGAAUGCUCAGAUUUAGACGUCUAUAAAUUAAACGUGAAGGAUGAUAUCGAUAGCUGGCUGAAAACCCUCGGACAAUAUGGCAUUCAGGACUGGAUGAUUGUCAUCGUGGAGACUUAUGAUAUAAAAAAAACUAAUAAAUUAAUACCUAGGACGACAGUGCUGGAUAAAAUACGCAGUGAUUUUGCUGCAAAACAUGGGGAUAGAUGUCUUUCCGUAAUAAACCCGAUCAAAUCCGAGUCCCGUUCAGCGGAAUCCUGGCGAGGUCUGAUAACGCGGAUCCGCCACCUGACGCUGACGGCAUACGAUAAGACCCUCUCCAAAUUCGAGGAGACAAUCCGCGAGCAACGAGAGCGUCGCAACGACCUGUCCUGGAACUUCUGUCGUUACUUCCUCCUCCAGGAGGAGCUCGCCUUCGUUCUGGAGAUGCUGGGUGUGUACGACGAGGCUCUGGUGCAGUACGACGAGCUGGACGCCCUCUUCACCCAGUUCGUCCUCAAUUCUGACGUGGGUGAAACUCCAGCCUGGCUGGGUACAUUCCAGAGUCCCCUGAAUACCUGGCCAGGAGUGAAAAUCGACACUUCAGUGGACCACCUACGCACACUGAUCGCCGAGUGCAGCUGUUCUCUCCUCGAUCUGCGUAGUUACCUUUUCUCGAGGCAGUGCGCCAUGCUGCUGCUACUGAAGAAACCCUGGGAGGCAGCUCAGCGAUGUCUGUCGUUUGUCUACAAUACUCUCAGUGAAUUGAAAAUCCUCGAGGUACAGAGACCUAAGGGAUCAGUCGAAUGUUGGGCAUUUCUCAGCGCCCUCGAGGUCCUCCAAAUCUGUCAAUCGAGGAUAUCAAGCAGCGACAAUGGACAGCAGCUGGACCUGUGUUCGCUGCACACAGCUGGACUAUGGGCCCUAGCCAGUGACAAGCUGGGGGAGCUGGGGAGACUUUGUGGAUUGAUGCCAGGAAGUGAACCGACAAGCCAGCAGCUCCACACUGUCGUAUACCUCAUAGCAGGCAUGGGUGAUUCGAACGAUCAGACAAAGGGAAGAUUGUCGCCGAUAGAUAGGCUCAAGGGAGCGCUAUCUUCCAAGGAAGUAUUCAAACGUCAGUAUCUUGAGCACACGGAGCUGGCCAUGGGGACAUACAAGCACGUGGGUAGGAUACGCUCGGCGAGAUUUAUUGGAAGAGAACUGGCAAAGUUCUACGGUGACCUUGGGGAGAAUCAGAAGGCCGUGGCAUUCCUCCUGGACGCCCUCAACACAUACGUCGACGAGAACUGGGAAGAAUUGGCUGCCCAGACACGACUAGAGCUCGCCCAAUGCUACAAGCAGAUGGAUGACAUCGAAAGAUACAUCAAAAUUUGCAGCGCCAUCGCCAGUUCAGAAGUACUUCACGUGACGGUUAGAAGCACUUACUUCGAGGAGAUGAUGGGAUACAUGAAGAUGCUAUCUUCCCCUCUGCUGACUGAGCUUGAGGAUACCUUCACGCUUAUCGGGCUAAGUGUCAAUGUCUCUGAUAAAGUCGUUAAGGAUUGCAUCGUCAGCAUCGAUGUAACAAUCGAUCUGCGAUUGCCGCGGGAUGUUGAGUGCUCCAGGGCUGCUGUGUCUACGGAAGAGGUCAAGCGACCCAGUGCUGCUCACAAGAAGAAGGGGAAGAUUCCUGAGACAAAGCCUGUGCUCAUCACCAAGUGGUCAAUAGACGAACUCAAACCGAGCAAUCUUCUCCUACUGCCCUUGGCUGUUCACUCAUACCUCAAUCACAAGGAAGAUAAGACCCUGGGAACUGUCGGGGUUGACGGAGGGAUUGAUGGGAGCUUUGGGCCUGUUGUCGCUAGACAUGACAGCUCCAAGCACAGAAAACCCUCGGUGGAUACCAAAGGGGACUUCACUAAGGCACUCACUUGUGAAAGGCUUACACUGAAACCUGGGAGAAAUACAUUUACUGUCACCAAGAGGGACGAUCAGCCUGGCUUUUACAAAGUCAAUCAACUGUCCCUCGUUGUCGAGGAGAGGCUGGAGUACAGGUCGGGCAUCAUCUGUCCCAGGUUGUGCUAUGAAGUAGCCAAGACUCAGCCGAGUUUAUCAGUUAACAGCAGGGACUUAGUGGCCGGUCUACCUCAGGAUGCUGAGUUAAUCGUGUCCAGUGGGAGUGUGCGGAUCGAAGAGGGUGCCAAGUUCAAGCUCUGGACGUCUAGGGGACUCGUGAUCAAGAUGGCCGAGGGUGGCAGUUUGGGGGGAGAGCUCGAGGUGAGUUCUCCUGAAUGCGAGCCCUUCGGCGUUGUCAGGCUGGGGCUCAACGUUUUGGCUGAUCUGCCACCGAAGAAGGAUUCCAUGUCAAUGGAACAUAAGCUGUAUAUUCAGGCGCCCUGGGGCGCUGAGGUCGCCAUUUCACUACACUUUGGGCCGCCUCUCAUGUCUUCUAUGCAUCUUCACACUGCCAAGGAGAGAAAGUUUGUCCAGAUUUUAGUUACUGGACUCACUGCACAACUUCUCCAGCUUAGGGAGCCUGAACUGACGACUAGUAGCUCCGUGGAUGUGGCCUUCAAAAGUUUAAAUCCAAUUGCAGGACAGAAACUCGUCAUUGGGAAUGGAGUGAGGGUGUCCUUCAUGUGGGAAAUGGAGCUGGGAAGGGACGAGAGGCGAAGCUCUGGAUCUAUCAAGGUCGAUUUCAGGGUCAAAUACUGUUCAGUGGAGGACGCGGAGCGGGAGGAUGAUGGCGAUGAUGAUCCCUUACAUUGCGCGAAGCUCGCGAGAACCGAGGAGGUUUACUCCUACAGAUGCAACUUUGAUGUCGUUGACUAUGUGACCAUGUUCAUGGUGUCAUCGAGAGUCGAAGCAAGUGGAGCUGGAGGUGAAUUUUGUCGUGCGGGUAGCAUGUGUCAUCUAUGUCUAACAGUGAUUCGUGUGUCACCAACAACUAAUAGCACCCCUCCACCCCAACUCAUGUACGAAGUACUGGCUGAUCAGUCAAUGUGGGCUGUCUGUGGUCGUACUGCAGGAAUUGUUACCCUUGAGACCCAAGACAGACAGAGUGUUACACUCGAUGUUAUGCCAUUGACUAGUGGAUAUCUACCACUUCCUGUUGUACGAUUGUCACGUUACAUUCCAGCUAUUGAGACUAAGAAUGAUAUCUCGAGGAAAUCAGAAGUCUCCACAGGCCCCAGACUGGAGCCAUUUAGCCCAGGCCAAGUUUACAAUGCCAGCAAAGCACAGCAGGUGCACGUAUUGCCAGCAGCUCCAUCCGAAUCCAAUUGAUUAGAAUCAUCACCAAGUAUCAGCAAUUUCCAUUAGUUAUCGUGUUGUUUAUAUUGUUUUCGCGUUUCCUGCAGUGACAAAUCGUCGUGCCAUCACAAAUCUCACGAAUCAAUUGGGGAGAGGAGAACCAUGACGUCUGUCGACGAGUGAAAAAAAAUCCCGAAAGUGAAGUUUCCAUCGAAAUCAUAACCCAUCCAAAUCGUUAUUUACCUUAAUGAACAUCCAUUUAGUCGGCGCUCAACGAAUCAAAAACUAUAUUCUUCUCCUCAUGACAGGGCUUCCACGAGCCUGAACCCAUGUAAAUACCAAAAAAAAAAUACUCGAUAGGUUUACGAUUGUGUAUGAAUUGUAUAGACCAUAAUCACCAUGUUUCUAUUCGAAACACCAAUGUUUGUACUCAGAUUAAUCCAGUGGAGGGGCAAUUUCAGGGUGUAAGGAGCCAUUUUGGUUUAUCUGUAAAUUAAUCGAGUUGGUGAUAAGUGUAUCCUCGACAUUUGAACAAAAUGGCUUGUACAUAUUUAUACAUAGAGUGAGAUUCAACCGGAAGUGAAUACUAGUGGACUACUGAUAUUGAUCGGCCAUUUAAUAAAAGUGGUAGUAGGUGCAUUGUUACAUUAUUUUUUAUUCAACUCCAGUUAUUAGUUAUUUUAAAAAACAAGACUAAUUUUUGAAAAAAAGUGAGUAACUAUUCGCGAUGAAAUUGAUGUCAGGAGACAUGUGAAUUAUUAACUAAAAUUUAUGGAACACAAUACCAUGAAAAUUAAAUAAUUUCAAUACAAACAUUCUUCCUUCGGAAAAUAUUCAAAAAUAAUUCUCUAAAUUUGUAAUAAUCAGUUAUAUCAUCUCAUAGAUCAUUUUGAGCAAAAAGGUGAAAUUCUAUUAAUAAAAUUUGAUAUGACAUAACUUGCAAGAAAAAUUCUCUGGUUGCAAACAAUAAAGAUUUAUCGUUCUGUUAGUCUUUAAUAAAAAAGAGUGCAGUCCUAGUUUUUCGACAUGAAUUGUUUAUUUAUAAAAGAUUGAGAUCUAUUUGAUGAAGACUUGUUAAUAAAUUGGCAUUGGCUGUUGGGUAAGGA